Medicago truncatula (barrel medic) is the source of this 1193-nucleotide messenger RNA. RefSeq lists its product as uncharacterized. Lineage: Eukaryota; Viridiplantae; Streptophyta; Magnoliopsida; Fabales; Fabaceae. The record is from RefSeq and is a predicted model, not a curated record. The transcript is spliced from 10 exons. Gene Ontology annotation, cellular component: mitochondrion. The coding region runs from base 85 to 969 and encodes 294 amino acids.
AAUCAAUCAAUAAUCUUUCAUCAAUUGAUCAAUAACUGUAACUGUAACUGUAAUGCUUCUACAUCGAAGUUGAAGACGAAGAAGAUGUCAUUGAAACGCUUACAAUCAGCUCGCAAUCUCUAUCAUUCAUCUCAGAUUCGACCAUCGCAUCUUCUUGGUAGCUUCAGAAACUAUUCCAAUGCUUUAUCAAACGCUUCUGAUUUGUUUAAACCCAACGAUGGAUUUUCAUUCGCUAAUGUUAAAACUUUGACAUUUCGAUCUACAAUGGCUGCGGAGUUUUCCAUUUUCAUGAAUGAUAGAAAGAUGUCAACUAGUGCAGUGAAAGUCAGACCUAAUGCACAAGUCCGCCCUAUGGGAGCACAGAUUUGCCUGUCAAGUCCAGGAAUUAUCUAUGAACCUUACGAACCUCGUGAGAAAAUCCCAUUUUGGAAAAGGAUGUUCACUAGAAGUGGUUGGGAAAGAACGAAAAGCGACUUAAUGAUGGAGGUCAAAAAUGCCUAUACCAUUGCAAGGUUAAGAAAAACAGGAUAUUCAAAGAAACAGUUCUAUCUAGAGGCUAUCAGUAUGUACAAGCAGAUAAACACACUUAUAGCUAAUGGUGACAAACACUCAUUAAGGAAAGCAGUUACUGAGAAGAUGUUUUCCACACUUAAGAAUGAAAUUAAAGUAAGAGAAACUACAUGGAGCAGGGUUUAUUGGGAAAUGGUUGAGCCUGUUGUUUUGAUACGAACUCUGCGUGCUCGUAUGCUUGGAGUUGACAAAAGUGACACGAAUAAAGUAUUUUAUCAGAUUACCCUUGAGAUUUUGGCUAAACAAAAAUUUGAAGCAUAUGACUCAAAAGGUUCUGUUGUUGCUGGAGAUAAAAACAAGGAGGUUCUUGUUCGUGAUAUAUGGAUAUUUGAGAAGCCUUCGUUUCUUCCUAGAUCAUACUGGCGUCUUUGUGGACGGAUAUCUCCAAAAGCAUCGUAGUUAUCUCCAUGAAAGAAGAGACCAAAAUUUAUGGUAGUUAUAUAUGUUCAUAAAUUGUAACUUAUUAUUGUUGAGUUGAUUUGCCACAGCAAUCUUUUACUUGGUUCCUUUGGAGACAAGUUCAUCUUAGAGAGGAGUUUUGUUUUGGAAUAAAAUCGAAUAUAGGUUUAAACCUAUCCAAAUUUUGUUUUUGAAUGAAAUUAAUUUAGAGAUUUUCCUCCUUU